AUGAACCCACCCAUUUCACCGCAACUCGACUUUUCCGGAGACGAAAGCUUCCCUACUUUAAGCAGAGGAGACCCACUACACGGGCCUGACAAGGUCUUCUUAAACUUUCCACUAGAUCCAGAAGUUCGAAAAUUUAUAUACAUCGACAAGAGUUUAUCACAGAUCCCUUUGGAUGCCGGCAUUCGACAAUUCAUAUAUAGUGGACCUUCAAACCGCCUGGUAUACCUCGCACAAACUAUAAAGAACAACAACCAGAUAUCUACCUUCCCAAAUCACCCAGGAGAGAAUUCCACGUACAAUUUGCAAUUCAGAGGACCUCAAUUCAAAUGCACCACGUCAGAGUACAACAUCACUCUUUCGGCUGAAUACGAUCCGAAGGAAUUUGUGGUACCCAUGUGGGUAUCGUCAUGGGACGAUCAAAAGCUUAUCCAUUCAUUGACACAAUAUGACAUCAAAACGUUUAAUGCCCACUGUAGGUCCAAUAAUAGCCUAGUCUGGAACGCAUAUGCUGUGGCGAAUGAGCAGGUCUGCGAAUCUGUCUCCGUACUCUACAACGUCAGCGUCACGUUUCCCAGAGGCGUCCAGACAGUAGACUAUUCCAUCAGCGAUGCAAGAACUCUUCCGCGAAGAGUCGACAUAUACGAUACAAUCGACAUUUCGGGCGCCUACGAUGAUCCGAAUCUUAAUCCGGGCAAAUUGUAUGGAAUACAACUUAGGCUUCCAUCGAUACCAGAAGCACUUGAAGAAUGGCACCAGAAAGUAUCAGAAGCUAUCCCUAUUUCUAAUGAGUGGGCUAUUCUAGACUCAUUGAUGCCCUUUCUUGAUAAGGAAUAUUUCCAUUCGCAGUAUCUGCCCUCAGAUGCGUUAUCUGUUACACGGGGUCAGGCUAUACUUCUCUAG
Molecule: messenger RNA, 900 nt
Organism: Alternaria postmessia
Lineage: Eukaryota; Fungi; Ascomycota; Dothideomycetes; Pleosporales; Pleosporaceae
Exons: 2
Coding region: 1-900 (299 amino acids)
Source: RefSeq, a predicted model, not a curated record